Messenger RNA from Cylicostephanus goldi, 1392 nucleotides. NCBI's taxonomy places the organism in Eukaryota, Metazoa, Nematoda, Chromadorea, Rhabditida, Strongylidae. The record is from the annotation of a GenBank genome assembly.
AUGACCAGGACGGCUAGCCGAUCGUCCAACGGUACCAUGAAUGGCAUGCAACAGUCCUUUGAUUGGAUGUCCUUAGACGAUCAAAGCGACACGCUAUCAAUAGGUGAACGAUGCGACUAUCGCGACUAUAAUAAUAGGGAUUUUGGUAGAUCUCCACGUCAAUUUCCUCCUUUUCCCACUAUGGGUACGACAUCAACGAUGUCUACUGCUCCUUCGGCGGAUUCGAUUCCGCCACGGUCAUCUCGAUCUUCAAGUCCACCGACUCAAAAGCGGCAGCUCUUCUCAACGAAUACGGGUCCCAAAAAAUCCACUAAUACAGGAGGAUGGGCUAAAGAAGCCCCUAAACAGCCACUAUCUGCUCCGGAUAACAAGCAGCUGAAAAAAGACUCACCGACGAUUUUCAAGCUCAUUCAGGGCUAUAUGGGGGAUCGAAAGAGUAAAACGCCGAUUGAUCAGUUAGCGUUAAGCCUUUGUGAGCUUGGUCUGUCGAAACAGGAAUGUGCCGAUGAGGCAGUAGCUCAACUUAUGCAACAGCUUACCGAUAACGAACGACCUGACAGUGUCAGGCGUGGAUGGGAGCUGUUGGCAAUAUUUUUGAGCUUUGUCAUGCCGUCAGAGAAGGAAGCAGCCUUGUUAUCGGAAUUCAUUGAUAGGAACUCUGAGAAACUCUUUGACAGACCUGAGGUCGCUGUGUCUCAUUUUGCCCAGCAAUGCGCUAAGCGCAUGUCAAAAUCACAACCUCGAAUGAAGCCAACACUUGCAGGUGUACAAGAAGCAAGGGUCCACAUUUUCAAUCCGCCACAGUUUUCUGCUUCGCUUUUCGAGCUGAUGGAAAUGCAAGCUGAACGGUUUCCUGAGCGGCGAUUACCAUGGAUUGAAACCACUCUCAUUGAGCUUCUCUAUGGAUCAGGGGCGACGAGAACAGAAGGACUCUUCAGAGUACCUGCUGAUCCGGAUCAACUGAUGACCGCUAAAGCUCGAUUGGAUAUGUUUGUUCCACCUGUGGUACAUGAUCCGCACGUACCAGCCGGAUUAUUGAAAUUGUGGUUACGCCAACUUCCCGAACCCCUCAUCCCGCAUGCAUUUUAUCAGCGUGCUCUUGCUGCGUCAGAAAAUCCCGUUGAAGUUACACGGCUGGUUCAAGUGUUACCCACUACAAACCAACUGGUAUUGGGAAAACUGAUUUCUUUCUUGCAGGAUCUUUCACGCGAGGAAGUUGUUGCUCACACCAAAAUGGAUGUCUCUAAUCUUGCUAUGGUGAUGGCUCCCAAUGUGCUCAGAUGUGAAAGCGAAGAUCCACGUGUGAUUUUUGAGAACACUCGACGUGAAAUGACUUUUCUAAAAACGCUGAUAACUAGUUACGAUACCUCCUUCAUGCAGGGUAUCAUCUAG